Messenger RNA from Castor canadensis (American beaver), 1155 nucleotides. Lineage: Eukaryota; Metazoa; Chordata; Mammalia; Rodentia; Castoridae. The record is from RefSeq and is a predicted model, not a curated record.
AUGGGAGGGGGUUCUGCAAUCAAGUCUGCCGCCAAGACUCCCCCAGCAUGGGUGGGCAACAGGGUGCUGCCAAAGACAGCUGUGGUUAUUGACAUGGGCACCGAUCUUAAGGUGGGCUUCGCUGGACAGUCCCUACCCACCUACACCGUGGCCACCAUUGUGGGCUGCCAGCCCAAGAAACAAACCACUGAGGGACAGCCAGAGCUGGGGAAACAUUUAUUGAAAGGCAGCCCACUCACCACACUGGAGCUGAAGCUGGUGCAGCCUGUCCGCAAUGGCAUGUGGGACUGGGAAGCAGCCGAACUCAUCUGGCGCCACAUGCUGGAGCAUGACCUCCAAGUGGCCACCCAGGACCACCCGCUGCUCUCUCUGAUCCCUCAGCCCACCACCAACCGCGAGAAGUUGGUGGAAGUGGCCUUUGAGUCACUGUGCUCACCAGCCAUGUAUGUAGCAUCCCAGUCAGUGUUGUCAGUCUAUGCCCAUGGAUGUGUCAGUGGGCUAGUGGUGGACAGCCAUGGAGUCAGCUGUUCAACGGUGCCUGUCUAUCAGGGAUUACAACCUGCCCAGGCCAUUGAGCGCCUGGACCUGGCGCACCCCCUGACCGCCUUCUUAGCAGAGAUGCUGCUGGGAUCUGGCUUCCAGUUGCAACAGCAGGACCUGGACACUGUGGAGAACAUCAAGCACCGUUACUGCUACGUGGCUUCAGAUUUCCAGAAGAAGCAGGCACAGAUGGACCAAGACUGCCAGAAGUCCCUGAAGCUACCAGAUGGACGUACUGUCACACUGGGAAAGGAGCUGUUCCAGUGUCCAGAGCCUUUCCAUCCCCCAGAGAUCCCAGGGCUGUCACCCGUGGGCCUCCCCACCAUGGCGGAACAGAGCCUCUGCAAGGUGCCCCAGAUCUGCGACCUGACAUGCCAGAACGUGCUGCUGUGCGGAGGCUCCUCACUUUUUACUGGGUUUGAAAGUCGCUUCAGGGCGGAGCUGCUGCUCUCUCUGCCCCCGGAGACCCACGUGGUGGUGGCCGCCCAGCCCAGAAACUUCUCGGUGUGGAUCGGAGGGUCCAUCCUGGCCUCCCUGCGCGCCUUCCAGUCCUGCUGGGUCCUGCGGGAAGAGUAUGAGGAACAGGGUCACAUUGUGUACCGCAAAUGCUACUGA